Molecule: messenger RNA, 3400 nt
Organism: Gadus chalcogrammus (walleye pollock)
Lineage: Eukaryota; Metazoa; Chordata; Actinopteri; Gadiformes; Gadidae
Product: choline transporter-like protein 2
Exons: 22
Coding region: 579-2696 (705 amino acids)
Biological process (GO): choline transport; transmembrane transport
Cellular component (GO): membrane
Molecular function (GO): choline transmembrane transporter activity
Source: RefSeq, a predicted model, not a curated record
UCAACUAUACCACAAUUUGCCCUGUGGUUGUUUCCUCCUCAACACAUGGUUCUAAUAUGCACUUGGCUUGGUAUUUUUGCAAUAUCCAAAAUCGACUCCCACUCUCUCUCUCUGCCUCCCUCUCCCUCUCCCUCCCUCUCAAUCUCAAUCUCAAACAAACAAAGUAGGAAACAGGGGGGAGGAGCCGGGGGCGUGACAGAACAAAGAAACAACUCUGUUUGGCUCCGCGGCCGCUCAGUCUACCUGCUGCUGUAAGCUACACCCUGACCAGGAGCAGAGGAGCACACCUGGGAGAGAGAGACACCGAGACACCAAGGGGGAGGGGGGCAGGUAGACCAGAGAGAUAGAGAUAGACGUCGAGCGACAUAGGCACAGCAGGCGGGGUGGAUUGGUGGGUGGAGCGUCCGAAGCUCAGCAGGGACAGGUUGAACUGGUUUUCCCUCUCAGGCUACAUGCGACUCGCUCUCCUCACAGGAACACGCCUCGCUCGCCCAGACGGCGCAGAGAGCAGGGAAGGGCAGGGAGUUGUUUCCCUCUCUUUAGUUUAUCUGGAUCUGACGGCUACUUGAAGCACAGCCAUGCCCGAAGAGGAGUUCUACGGGAAGAAUGGUGAGCCCCGCAAGUAUGACCCCACCUUCAAAGGCCCGAUCCACAGCAGGGGCUGUACGGACAUCGCCUGCUGCGUCCUCUUCAUCGUGGCAAUACUGGCCUACGUGGCGGUGGGGAUCCUGGCCUGGUCCCAGGGCGACCCCAGGAAGGUGAUCUACCCCACGGACAGCAGGGGGCAGUUCUGUGGGCACGCGGGCACCCCUCUGGAGAAGAAGCCUUUGCUGUUCUACUUCAACAUAAUGAAGUGUGCCAGUCCCAUGGUGCUGCUGGAGUUCCAGUGUCCCACGACGCAGAUGUGUGUGGCGAAGUGUCCUGAUAAGUUCAUGACGCUGGUGAAGGCUCGCCUCAUCCCCUCUGAGUUUGAGUACUACAAGCAGUUCUGCAAGGAGGGGGUGACCAACCAAAUGAGUGUUCCUGAUAUCCUGAAGGGAGGUCUAUGCCCGGCCAUGUUAACCCCCAGCAAGUCCUUCACUAGGCGGUGUUUCCCUGCCCUGGCUGGGAAGGACGGCUCCAUCACGGUGGGGAACAGCUCCGGGUUCGACGACGGGACCGGGACCAUAAGGGAGGCCAAGGACCUGGUGGACGGGGUCAAGAACGCCACGGUGGUGAUGGAGGCACGGCAGGUGGUCAUGAAGGUGUUUGAGGACUACACCCACUCCUGGUACUGGAUCCUGCUUGGUCUGGUGAUCGCCAUGCUCACCAGCCUCCUCUUCAUCGUUCUCCUGCGCUUCCUGGCGGGCAUUAUGGUCUGGGUGAUGAUCGUCAUGGUGAUCCUAGUCAUCGGCUACGGUAUCUUCCACUGCUACAUGGAGUACGCGGCACUGAAGGGGGAGGCGGGCUCUGACGUCACCCUGCAGGACCUGGGCUUCCAGACAGACAUCACCGUGUACCUGCAGAUCAGACAGACAUGGCUGGCCUUCAUGAUCAUCCUGGCCAUCGUGGAGGUGGUCAUCAUCCUCAUCCUCAUCUUCCUCAGGAAGAGGAUCCUGAUCGCCAUCGCCCUGAUCAAGGAGGCCAGCAGAGCCAUCGGUCACGUGAUGUCGUCCCUCUUCUACCCCCUGUUCACCUUCCUGCUGCUGGCCAUGGUGAUCGCCUACUGGGCCGUCACCGCUGUUUUCCUGUCCACCUCCAACGAGCCGGUGUACAAGGUGUUCAACGAGACGGAAUGCAUGCACUCCAGGAUGAACUGUGAACCUGCCAACUUCUCCACCAGCGCCAUGAAGGCGGACUGCCAGGACUCGGAGUGCCUGUUUGCGUUCUAUGGCGGGGAGACGGCGUACCACAAGUACCUGAUCGGCCUGCAGUUCUACAACGUCUUCCUCUUCUUCUGGUGCGCCAACUUCGUGACGGCGUUGGGCCAGAUGACGCUGGCCGGGGCCUUCUCCUCCUACUACUGGGCCUUCGUCAAGCCCGACGACAUGCCCGCCUUCCCCGUGUUCGCCUCACUGGGCCGUUCCCUCAGGUAUCACACAGGUACUCUGGCGUUCGGCUCGCUGAUCCUCUCCAUCGUCCAGAUCAUCAGAGUCCUGCUGGAGUACAUUGACCACAAACUCAAAGGAGCACACAACAAGUGCACCCGCUUCCUGCUCUGCUGCCUCAAGUGCUGCUUCUGGUGUCUGGAGAAGUUCGUCAAGUUCCUCAACAGGAACGCCUACAUCAUGGUGGCGAUCUACGGUAAAAACUUCUGCACCUCAGCCAAAGACGCCUUCUUCCUGCUGAUGAGGAACAUGAUCAGGGUCGCUGUUCUGGACAAGGUGACGGACUUCCUGCUGUUCCUGGGCAAGCUGCUGAUCGUGGGGAUAGUUGGCAUCUUUGCCUUCUUCUUCUUCUCCGGCCGUGUGAAGGCGUUCGAGGACACCGCGCCCCACCUGCACUACUACUGGGUGCCCAUCCUGACGGUGGUGGUGGGCUCCUACCUCAUCGCCCACGGGUUCUUCAGCGUCUACGCCAUGUGUGUGGACACCCUGUUCCUCUGCUUCUUGGAGGAUCUGGAGCGGAACGACGGCAGCGCAGAGCGGCCGUAUCUGAUGCCAGAGACCCUCCGCAAGACCCUCAACAAGAAGAACAAGACGCCGCCGGCGGAGUAGAGCGCCCUCUGCUGGCCGGGUGGCGGAAAUUUUAAUCCAGCUGUUCGGUUUUUCUUUUUUUUUGAAAGCGGAGAUUUAUUGCUGUUGGCAACAAGUACCUGCUUUUGACAAUCGGCCGUCACUCGUGUUUUAAUGUCUGACCUGAAUCUGUCGAGACUUUGUGUGCCUACAGCUGCCGCCGCUAGGGGGAGACAAAGGGACGUCCCUCCGGUCCCACCGAGUCCCCGCGUCCCUCCUGCUGUUCUGUUGUUUUAAUGCGGCCCGGUGUUCAGUGUCAUAGUUGUGGAGGUGAAUUUGAGUUUUUGAAGGCAAUUAGCAGUUGAAUACGGUUUGGUGUGUGUAUAUUCCUGUUUAUUAAAGGAUUAGUUGUUUAUUUAACCAUGAUAUAUUUGAAUUAUUUGGGAGAUAGUUAUGUUACAAACAACAAAGCUUGUAAUGGAACUCGCUUUUUUAAAUUUGUUUUGCCGUUUAAAUAACCUUCCUUAAAUCAGGUUAAAUAUUUAUCCUGUUGAUACCAAAUAUUUUUGUAAUCUGUGCCAAAGAGUUACUGCCGACCUCCAGGAAACGGGGUCAUAGCUGGGAGGUCAAAGGUCAACAUAAGUGUAGGGAGACCGUAAUGCUGUAAGCUUGAUGUUAGCUAUGUGUCUGUUUUCCUGUGGAGUUUUGUUCAGCAUGUUUCUGAAAUAAAACCUUUUUUUACUGCU